AUGCUUACGGAUACAUUAAAAAGAAAAUUAUUUCAUAGAAAACAAAAAAUGAAGAAUUUUGUUAAUCACGAAGAAUAUAUUGCUCGCAUUGCUAAAUCAUUGUAUUACGUUCAUGUACCCCUUUCAGAUUGCACAAGUUUACCAGUUACAGAAUUAGCAGCUGAAAUUUUUUCUCAGGCAAAUAAAUUUAGUUUAAAUCGACUUGACAUUGAAAAGGCUGCUUACUACACAAGAAAUGGAUGUGUUUCACCUAGUUUAUUGGUUCUUGCUCUUUUAUAUUUAGAAAGGUUAAAAACUUGUAACCCAAAAUAUCUGACUAAAGUUUCUCCUACAGAAUUGUUUCUUAUUUCAUUGGUUGUAGGAUCAAAAUUUUUGCAAGACAAUGGAGAAGAUGAUGUACUCUGCAACACAGAUUGGGCUGAUUUGACUGGAUUAAGCACUCAGGAAGUUAAUAAGGCUGAAAAAGAAUUUUUAAAUGCUAUAAAUUGGAAAGUUUUUGUUAGUGAAGAAGAAUUUUGGAAUAAGUUUAAUUCGUUAGAAUCUAAAGUAAAACUUCAGCAGGGAAGUAAAAGAGGAUGGUUUACUUACAGUGAAUUGAAUACACUUUUACAGUUAAUCGAUUUAUCAAACCUUGUUCAAUGUUUGUGGCAUGUUACAUCUGCUUGUAUGCUCAGUUACACGGCAAGUAUUCUUGCUUUGGUUGGUUCUGCACUCAUUGUUAGCCAUAUACCUGGUUUAGAAUUAAAGCCGAAACUCACCACGCCUGAAGUUAAAGAAUGGAAUAACACAUCACUACCUGGUCAGACACACAGUCCUAUUAUUUAUUCUGAAAGAACCGAAGAUGCAAAAAAUUUAACAACUGUAAUACCUAGAGUUUAUUUUAAUAUUAGAGAAUCGGAAUUUUUAAAUUUAUCUCGAAACAUACCUUGUAAAACUUGUUACAAAGAUAAGGAUUUGAAUAUUUGGAACAAAUGGUAUUCAUAUUUAUUGCCAACUAAUAUUAUAGAUGCUGAAUAUUUUAAUUUUGAAAAGAAGGAAUUGAAAUCAGGUUUAUUAUUUACUCAAAACUUUAAUAUGUGGAUUUGGCCCGAGUACAUAAAAAAAUUUUUCAUAAAAGAGCCAACUCCAAGAGGUUUUCACUUUAUAUCAAGCUUUUAA
This is a messenger RNA of Pediculus humanus corporis (human body louse), 1158 nucleotides long. RefSeq lists its product as uncharacterized. Gene Ontology annotation, biological process: regulation of cyclin-dependent protein serine/threonine kinase activity. Gene Ontology annotation, molecular function: protein kinase binding; cyclin-dependent protein serine/threonine kinase regulator activity. Lineage: Eukaryota; Metazoa; Arthropoda; Insecta; Psocodea; Pediculidae. Gene Ontology annotation, cellular component: cyclin-dependent protein kinase holoenzyme complex; nucleus. Bases 1 to 1158 code for a protein of 385 amino acids. The transcript has 6 exons. The record is from RefSeq and is a predicted model, not a curated record.